GAAGCAUAAAUUGUAGCAACGGAAACACUGAAUUAGGAAGUUGACAGAGCUGAGGGACCUGCACAGUAUAAAUAACGAUUUCAUGUGAUUGUAAGAACGCUUCCCAGACUAAAGCUAACUUGGCUAUUUUGUGCCGAGUACCUUAUCUUUACGUAUAAUGGCGGUUAGUGCAGUCCAUCUAGAGUCGGAUGCUUUUUUGGUUUGUAUGAAUCAUGCGUUAAGCACAGAGAAAGAAGAAGUCAUGGGUCUGUGCAUUGGAGAGGUAGAUAACAACCGGAUCGUGCACAUUCACUCGGUGAUCAUCUUACGUCGCUCUGACAAGAGGAAGGACCGGGUGGAGAUUUCACCUGAGCAACUUUCUGCAGCUUCCACUGAGGCGGAAAGAUUAGCUGAGAUGACAGGGCGCCCCAUGAGAGUAGUUGGAUGGUACCAUUCCCACCCCCACAUCACGGUUUGGCCUUCGCACGUUGACGUAAGAACACAGGCGAUGUAUCAAAUGAUGGAUCAAGGUUUUGUUGGGUUGAUAUUCUCUUGCUUCAUUGAGGAUAAAAACACAAAGACUGGGAGGGUUCUCUAUACGUGCUUCCAGUCCGUACAGGCACAGAAGGGCUCAGAGUAUGAGAGGAUUGAGAUCCCAAUCCACGUGGUCCCGCAUGAAGCUAUUGGAAAGGUGUGCCUGGAGUCUGCUGUGGAACUACCCAGAAUUCUCUGCCAGGAAGAGCAGGACACCUAUCGGAGAAUUCACAGCCUAUCUCACCUGGAUCCCAUUACCAAGAUACACAACGGCUCAGUCUUCACUAAGAACCUGUGCAGUCAGAUGUGUGCUGUGCUGUGCUUGCAGUCUUCACUAAGAACCUGUGCAGUCAGAUGUGUGCUGUGCUGUGCUUGCAGUCUUCACUAAGAACCUGUGCAGUCAGAUGUGUGCUGUGCUGUGCUGU
Messenger RNA from Anguilla anguilla (European eel), 938 nucleotides. It is a transcript of the gene brcc3, whose product is annotated as BRCA1/BRCA2-containing complex, subunit 3. Gene Ontology annotation, biological process: double-strand break repair. Gene Ontology annotation, cellular component: BRISC complex; BRCA1-A complex. Bases 158 to 901 code for a protein of 247 amino acids. The record is from RefSeq and is a predicted model, not a curated record. The transcript is spliced from 8 exons. Lineage: Eukaryota; Metazoa; Chordata; Actinopteri; Anguilliformes; Anguillidae. Gene Ontology annotation, molecular function: cysteine-type deubiquitinase activity; polyubiquitin modification-dependent protein binding; metallopeptidase activity.